Molecule: messenger RNA, 1989 nt
Organism: Orussus abietinus
Lineage: Eukaryota; Metazoa; Arthropoda; Insecta; Hymenoptera; Orussidae
Gene: mol
Product: dual oxidase maturation factor 1
Exons: 8
Coding region: 145-1296 (383 amino acids)
Biological process (GO): protein transport
Cellular component (GO): endoplasmic reticulum membrane
Source: RefSeq, a predicted model, not a curated record
CGUCUAUUCCCGAUCCCGAAGAGCGAUACCAUGAGGUCUCGUCGAUCCCAGGGUCUCCAAGAUCCUGCAAAGUCCCUCUUGGUUCCGGCUCCGAGCAACACCUGAACUCUUCACCUGCGGCAGAUUAUUUCAAAGGGAGGAAAGAUGAGGGGCUGGUUUGACGCCUUCCGCAACGACGGUGGCCCAACUUUGUACAGUUACAGUAAUCGCACGCCGGUUACAGGAGACGUCAAUCUAAUCACCGUAUUCGUGAUAUUUUUCACCCUAUUGGCGGCAUUCCUGAUAAUCUUCCCGGGCAUUCGCAAGGAGAAAUUGGCAACAUUUUUGACCGUCAUCCUGAGCCUUGUCGUUGGAACGGCGAUUCUGGUGGCUCAAUACGGAUCAACAUGGCACACAACCUCCUCCAACAUCGUCAGUUCCUACAGCGCCUUUUCGAAGCAAAAAAUGGCUGCGGAAAUCGGCGGCUACAUUGGCCUGAUGCACAUUAACAUAACGUAUCGACUCUCGCCGGAAAAUAACGACUCCAGCGACGUGGAGUACAACGAGAGAUUCUGGUGGAGGACUCCCACGGAAAUGUCGGAGUCCUUCAAGGAAGCACUGUACAGAGGUGCUCCAUUUCCGAUAAUUUCGCUUGCCGAGUACUUCAGCCUCCAUCAGGAAGGUUUUUCCUGGGGCAGCAAGUAUCGCGAGGCAGGAUAUUAUUCCUCCAUAAUGCUGUGGGCUUGUUUCGCAUCCUGGUUGCUGAUGAUGCUGUUGCUGAUGGUGGUCCCACGGUACGGAGCGUACAAUAUGAUGCUCACUGGGUUCCUCAUGCUGAUGACCAACCUGACGUAUUGGUCCUUGUUGCCUUGCGAACCUCUCGUUGCCCACGUCGAUGGAUCCAUUCUCAUAUUCAAUUUAGGGUGGAAUUACUGGUUACUCUUAGUCGCUGGUAUCGGGUGUCUUUUUGCUGGCAUCGUGAUCACAGCCAUUGACCUGAUCUUUCCGCAUCAGUUCUCGACGAUAUUGGAGGUGGACCACGACACGCCUUACGAUCGGCACGUAAUCAUAGAGGAGAGCUUUGACAGGCGCAACACGAAGCGGAAAUUGGCGAAAAUCGAGGACGCCUUCGGCGACCGAAUAAUGAGGCAGUUGUCGUCGAAGCUGGGAAACGGCAGAGAGGACGAGCAGGGUGUUAUCAACCAGGCGUACACUUCCCACGAGCCGUCGGAACUCCACCAGGACUUCAAGGACGGAUCGAACAGGUGCAACUGGUCUUACCCCUUUCCGCCCAUGUCGCGGAGGAUCGCCACCUGAUCUGCUGGGUUGUAAUUUUAUAGGACACGUACCGUCGCGGCUCGGAUUGAUUUGUGAUAUGUACAUUUAAUAAAAAAAAAGAAAAAAAAUAUCCAUUCAAGCGUCGUGGUCAUUUCUUACGUUUGCUCACUUUUGUAUUUUUUUCAAGGUACCUGGCUUUUGCGGAUAAAUGGGAGAUUUCACAGGUGCUGUUGGUCUUCCCAGCAAGUCUGCGGAAACAUGAAAUAAUGAAAUGUUUAAAGAGAAGAGAGGAAUGAAAAAUGAUUAUUAAUGGACCCAUCAAGGAGCAUCGUCGUGGAACCUUUGCGGUCUCUGGCCACUCUCGAAUAAGUUAUUUUCGAAAGGCAACCUUGCGGAGACUUAUCUCUCUUUUGUGAAGCCGAGGAGAGGCAGACGUGAGUCACACCUUCCCCGCAAUUUCGCGGACAUAAAAGUCCCUAGUCGAUUGGCCCAUCCAAGGCCUGCUGGACCCGACAUCCGGGAGGGUUACCUGUGAAAGAUGAGAAUAUGUCCCGCCUUUACAUCCUGUUCGACUAGUUAUGGACGAUAUACUUUCGCACAUCGUAGGCAAUAAGACCCCGAGCAAACCUGAUUUUGGACGCCAUGCGGUUGCCAGGUACACGGAAGGAAUUAAAAAUUGAAUUAAAAAACCGCAGGGUCUAUUGCCCGAUCAAAGCUCCGAAAAAUUCCAGA